Molecule: messenger RNA, 14151 nt
Organism: Corythoichthys intestinalis (scribbled pipefish)
Lineage: Eukaryota; Metazoa; Chordata; Actinopteri; Syngnathiformes; Syngnathidae
Gene: slc7a14a
Product: solute carrier family 7 member 14a
Exons: 11
Coding region: 535-2781 (748 amino acids)
Biological process (GO): amino acid transport; transmembrane transport
Cellular component (GO): plasma membrane
Molecular function (GO): amino acid transmembrane transporter activity
Source: RefSeq, a predicted model, not a curated record
GGUGUCUAAAACAAAGCCGUUUGGCUUGCACAAACACAGGCGUCACGAGACCACGAAUCGCCUAUCUGCAGCAGCGCAUGGAAAAAAAAAAAAAAAAACAGUGUGGGCGCACACACGCACACACAACUACACAGCUGAUCGUGAAUGAUUUAAAGCUUUUUGCAUCGUUGUCCCCUCCCUCCCAAGCAGCACUCCUCCUCUCCCUCCCCUUUUUCCCUCCUCUUCCUCCAGCCCAGAGAUGCUGCUGCUGAUGCGGGCAUCGUUUCAUCCACCCAUGCCGCAGUGAUGCAGCAGCUGGUGUGUUGUUGUCUUCCCCAUCACCAGCGCAAGCGGCGACGUCGGACGCACGCCUCACCUUGACCGGACAGGAGGUUCAUUGGAGUGCGGGAAGACAGGGGUGGAACAUUUUUGCAUGCGGGGGCUGUCCAACCAUGUUGGGACCAAAGAUCAAGUGAACCCUGACAGCAUAGUAAUUUCAUCUUCAGAAUAAUACAAGCACCAAAGAAAGACCAUCUUGGACUCUAAAGUGUCGGCAUGAGCGCCCUGGCUGGAAAGCUGGACCCCCGUCGGGUUCACUGGGGAGCCAUGUGGCAUACUUUUACAUCCCGAGUCCUGAGGACCAAGCCUGUAGAGUCCAUGCUGGACUCGGCCAUGUCUGGAACAGGCCCGCAUGGUACCCGGCUGGCCCGUGUGCUGUCUACCGUGGACCUGGUGUCGCUGGGCGUGGGGAGUUGCGUGGGCACAGGAAUGUACGUGGUCUCGGGCCUGGUGGCCAAAGAAAUGGCCGGCCCUGGCGUUAUUGUGUCCUUCAUUAUCGCCGCCGUGGCCUCCAUUUUGUCAGGAGUGUGUUACGCUGAGUUUGGCGUGCGCGUGCCAAAGACCACCGGCUCGGCCUACACUUACAGCUAUGUAACGGUGGGUGAGUGUGUGGCCUUCUUCAUCGGCUGGAACCUUAUCCUGGAGUACCUGAUUGGCACGGCGGCGGGCGCCUCGGCCCUCAGCAGUAUGGCCGACUCGCUGGCCAACCACAGCAUUAGUGGCUUCAUGAUCUCGCACGUCGGAACCCUAAACGGCUUUGGUAAAGGAGAGCAGUCGUAUCCAGACCUGCUUGCAUUGCUCAUAGCGCUGUUGGUGACGGUGAUCGUGGCGCUGGGGGUGAAGAACUCAGUGGGUUUCAACAAUGUAUUAAAUGUCAUCAACCUGCUGGUGUGGCUCUUCAUGAUGGUGGCCGGGCUCUUCUUCAUUAAUGGGAGCAACUGGGACGACGGCAGAUUCUUGCCCUUCGGCUGGUCGGGGGUGAUGCAAGGCGCGGCCACGUGCUUCUACGCUUUCAUUGGCUUCGACAUCAUUGCCACGACGGGCGAGGAAGCCAAAAGUCCCAACACGUCCAUCCCGUACGCCAUCACGGCCUCACUCGUCACGUGCCUCACGGCGUACGUGUCGGUGUCGGUCAUCCUGACCCUGAUGGUCCCUUACGACGAGAUCGACGCUGACGCCCCCCUAAUGGAGAUGUUCGCCAUGCACGGCUGCAUGUUCGCCAAGUACAUUGUGGCGGUGGGCUCCAUAACAGGCCUCACCGUGUCGCUGUUGGGCUCACUCUUCCCCAUGCCCAGGGUCAUCUACGCCAUGGCGGGCGACGGCCUGCUUUUCAAGUUCCUGGCCCAUGUGUCUUCCUACACAGAGACCCCCGCUGUGGCAUGUGUGGUGUCUGGCUUUCUGGCUGCUCUCUUGUCCUUGCUAGUCAGCCUCCGAGACCUCAUAGAGAUGAUGUCCAUCGGCACACUGCUGGCCUACACCCUGGUGAGCCUGUGUGUACUCCUACUGCGUUAUCAACCAGAGGGCGACAUCCACGGCUUCGUCAACUUCCUGUCCGAGGAGCAGAACGGCAAAAGAAAGGAAGGUGUCCUUGCCGAGUGCGAGAAGGAUGCCCGUUCGCCAGGCCGUGACGACGCCGACGACACCACCAACACUUGCGGCGCCAAAAACCUGCCGUCGCUGGGCGACAACGAGAUGCUAAUCGGCAAGCCCGACAAGAAUGCUUAUGCCGCUGGGCACCCCAACUACGGCACCGUGGACAUGGGCAGUGGUAUCGAAGCCGAAGAAUCGGAGAGCGGCGUCACGCGCCGACUCAAGAAACUGCUAGGGCCUCGAUACUACACCUUAAGAAUUCGACUGGGCCUGCCUGGGAAGAUGGACCGACCCACUGCCGCAACGGGGAAGACCGUCACCGUGUGUGUGCUGCUGCUCUUUAUCUUCAUGUUCGCCUUCUGCUCUUUUAUCAUAUUUGGGGCGGGCUUCAUCGGAGAGGGUCGCUGGUGGGCUGUGCUCCUCCUGAUUUUGUUGGUGGUGGUCCUCACCCUGUUGGUGGUCAUCAUCCUGCAGCAGCCGGAGAACCCCAAGCGGCUUCCCUACAUGGCGCCUUGCGUGCCCUUUGUGCCCGCUUCAGCCAUGUUGGUUAACAUCUACCUCAUGCUCAAACUAUCUGCCAUCACCUGGAUACGGUUUUCAAUAUGGUGUCUUGUGGGUGUACUGAUUUACUUUGGCUACGGCAUGUGGAACAGCACCUUGGAGAUCACGGCUCGAGAGAACGAAGCGCACGCGUCCACCUAUCAGCGCUACGACCAAGGCGUGGACGAGGGUUUCUGCGGAUUUGACGACGACUUCUACCCACCGCCCGAAGCCAUGACGGGCCGGGCGCCGCAGGCCCAGCCGGAGAGCGACGGCACGCCCGUUCGGCGGCCAGGCGCCGCCGUGGAGGAGGAGGACCCUGUGGAUUUCUGAAGGGAAGGACAUUUUCCGAAUGUAGCGCCACCGGCGGCGGGGCGGGUGAGCGGUCUGUCCAAGCGUGCAUGCCAGCAUGUAGGUGGAUUGCUGUUUGUGUGUGUGUGGAUUCCGUGGGCUAGAGUGUGCCCCCCUUCUCCUUUGCUAUGACCUUCGCCGGUUUUCACCACUGCAAAAGAUCCUCCUCCCACCUUCCUAAACACUGAUAGCAAAGUGCAGACGUUGUGAGAGAUAAGCGUCUAACGGGGCGUGAUACCACAUGGCAGAUCGGAGCAAUUGAACUGCUGCUUGGCACCCAGGACCAAAAGUCAGCACGUCUUCUUAUGGGAGGAAAAAGUGUUCAGUGAAAAAAAAAAAAAGUUUACCAGGAUAGGGCAAAAAAAAAAAAAAAAAAAAGAAAGAAAUAUGACGUUAUGUUUUAUCACUUUUAUGGCACACUUUGAAGUCAUUGGCUGAUGUUAAUGGCACUGAAAGAUGUGCAUUCACAGUUUAAAUGAAUUGGAUGUCUAUCGCUGUCAAUGGCAAGUAAUGAGUUAAAUACUAAGAAAUUUAAAAUCAACUUUAGAGUGUGAUUGAGGGCGAUAACCAGAUUGUAUAUUUUGAUUUUAUUAAUGUUGUUUUGAUUAACAUUUUAUAAAUAUUUUUUGUUGUUUUUUGUUAUUAUUAUUAUUUUUGGACCAAUUCAUUAUUUUCCCAAUUGUUGGUUAAUUUGUGCUAAUGUUUUGCUUUAUUAUUCAUAAUUAAUUGAAUUAUAAUCAAUUUAAGACAAAAAAUGCAGGAAUUUUAAAGUUUUUUUUGGGGUGGAUUCUUUUUAGAUUCUAUUUACAAUAAAUGUAUUAUGAGAUGAAUGUCAAAAAUACAAAUAAUUAGUAUACUUUGACUAAUUUGAGGAACGAAAUCUUAUCAUUUAAUAUUAGAUUUUACUCAGUUGUCAUCCAUAAACAUUGAAUUGUACUGUAACUGUAAAUGCAAUUUUACAUUUUACUGUACUAAAAUUUUAAUUUUCUACAUACAAUAAAUAGGGAAACAAAAUUAUUUGACUGAUUAAAAAAUAAUUGAACAAUAAUGGUCAUUAUUUAAAAAAAAAAAUUCUAUUGAUUUAAUUAUAAUUAUUUUAUUUUUUCAAAUGUUUAUAAUUUAUCUAGGCUGAUUAUUUACUAAAAUAUAUUCCAUAAGUAUUUUGUAUUAUUAUUAUUAUUAUUAUUUGAGUUAUUUUAUUUUAUUUAUAUUCAUAUUUAAUGAGCUAAAUUAAUCAUUACAACUGGGAAAAAGGAUAUGGGAAGUUGAUAACAAAUUGCGGGACAUUAUAAAUAUGUAUUAUAUACAAUGAAUCCUAAGAGGUCCAAAUUGAAGUUGUGUACUUCGCCCUCCCCUGGUUUUUAUCCCAAAUGAGCAAAAGGAAUGAACAGCAGGCCUUGAUGUUCUCACACUUUGUUCUGGGGCUUUGCUUGCGAUGAUGAUUAGUGCCUUCUUGUUCUGUCUUGGCCUGUUUUUGUUCUCCUUUUCGCUUACUGUUCAUGUUGCGUUCAAAUUGUCUGUCUGUGUUUGUUCCGUUCUGCACGUGGCACUAGAAGAAAAAUAAUACCUUUUUUUUAUUGCAAAGUAGACGUCAUUGCGUUAUAGUUCUUUGCGGUCUUUUCCGUCUGCAUGCCUUUUCAAAGAUUUUGUGCACUUUUCACUGCUUUCUUGUUGCAUUUUUGCAUUGCCACCACUUCAAAUCCUUUAUAAUUCUUGGAUUUACUUCUUCGGGGAUUUUAACUCUUAAAAGGCACACAUUUAACUCAUUGGCUGCCAUAGGCAGCGCUAGACGGCCAAUACAUUUGGACUGGGAGAGGCUGGUAGCGAAAUGCAGCCAGCCCCCCUAGUUUAAAUGAACUGGCGUUGUCAGUUGGCAGGUCAUGAGGUAAAUACUAUAAAACAAGCAAACAAACAAAUCAAAUUUAGAGUUGGAAGCCAUAACCGGUGUGUAUUUCUGUUUUAUUCAAUUGCAUUAAUUUUGUUUUUUAUUAUCAUUUUAUUAAUUUGUAAUUGUCAUUAUGUGAUGUGAUGUCCGCGAAGUUAUGUAUAUAUAUAUAUAUAUAUAUAUAUAUAUACAGUGGUACCUCUACAUACGAAUUUAAUUCGUUCCAGGACCUUGUUUGUAAGUCGAAAUGGUCGUAUGUCGAGCAGGAUUUUCCCAUAGGAAUACAUUAUAAUUCCAUUAAUUCGUUCCAAAGCCUAAAAACAUAUACUAAAUUCUUAAUAAAUACUGCUGGCACUGUUACAAAUGGCAAUUAAACAUAGAAAAACAAAUAAGUUAUAAAUAAAUAAUUCAGAAUAAUAUAAUAAUAAGAAGAAUAAUUAAUAAUUAUUCCUGUAAAUAAUGUAACGAAUCGGAUUCUAAUAUGGCGGACACUUUUUACUGUCCCUGAACGCACCGCGAAGCUGACGUCUCAGUGAGAUAGGUCGGUGUGGUAGAGAUAAUACUUUCGUUUUCUUGAGAGCAGUCAACUGCUUAAGACAAUGGGCGUUUUGUGUUGGAUAAGUUCUUAAAUAAAUGAUAAAAACGUGACGAAGCUGGCGAUUUCCUUGGCAAUGUUACCACAAUGAUAAUUGUCACCUUAACUUAUAAAUAGUGGCGAACGGUGGUCGGAAGAGGACCACGGAGCUGUAUUGUUGAGCCAGUUCAGGGACGCGCACCCCAAGCUCAUAUUUUUCUAUAACUUGCAUCUUCAUUUCAAAGGUAAGCAUCACUUUUUUCCUUGUUUCUCCAACUGUAUCAACUUUUUUUGAAAACUGUGUUGAUUUCUCACACAAGAAAAUCCACCGUGCGUUCGUUUGCAGUGCUGUCAUGUCGUCGUAUUUCGAGCAACUCGUCGGAUGUAGAAACAAAUGGCGGCUCAAAUUUUACGUCGGAUGUCGAAAAGAUCGUGUGUCGAAGUGAUCGUAUGUAGAGGUACCACUGUAUAUGUAUAUAUACAUAUCAGGGGUCGCAUUAACCGAAUAUUUUCCGUCGUUGACCGGUUUUUUAAAACGAUGACGGAAAAAAGUGAAGUCCAUCCGUCAUAUUGACUGGUUGCAAUUCACACCCCAGACCACAGGAUGGCGAGUGAGCAUAUUAAUUAGCUACUGUCUUUCUUGAUGCAUGACGUCGUUGGCCUUACUCGGAAAAAUGUCAAGGCAACUGAGUGUUUGCCUGGCACGGCCAGACUGUUCUCCCUAUAUUUUUCAAACACUGAGAGAAAAGUCUGUGACACAGCCUCUCGAGUAGUUACAAAAUCAAUCGACAAAUCAGAUUUGUUUAUUUGCAUGACGUGUUCUUCACGAGCAACGUCACUCUUGCGCGCCGAUAGUCGUCUCUACAACAACACGGAUGGCGAACGGGAGAACCAAGAAUAUGUUCCAAUCCGCGGUAAAAUCAGUUUUAAAUAAGCUAAAACACAUCGACACGAGACAUUGACAACAGUGUGUCUCGCGCUAGCCAUGUUGAAUAAACUCCGUUCUCCUCGUAUGUUUACUUCCGCGCGCAAGUCCCUCGUCCUGCCCUCGUCGCUUUGCUAACGGCACGUCUGCCCGUCGCUGAUUGGUGCACUCCGCUGUCUGUUUGCCUCUUGUUAAACUUGUUCGGACAGAAAAUUAAUUAAAAAUGAAUGAAAACUAAAUACUAUUGAAUAUGUCAUUAUUAUCAUUUUAAAAAUGUAAGUGACGGGUAAAAAUAGAUUAUGACCGGAUUUUUAUGACACUGUCAGUCAAAAUGACAGACAACGAAAAAGUCUAGCGCAACCUCUGAUACAUAUAUAUAUGUAUAUGUAUAUUUAUGGCGGAAAACACUCAGGUGACUUGAAGUACUGCUCUGAGACUGCUCUGAGACCCAACUUUCAAAAUUGUCCGAUAUGCAUGUGUGGUACAUCAUUGGAAAGCUUAAAAUCUCAAUUUUCUGGUGGAAGAAAAAUUUUGAACAGGUGGGAAUUUAAAAAAAAAAAAAGAAAAAAUUUUUAAACGGCAAAACCCUAUCUGAAAGUGAGAGCACGCGAGUGCAGAAUUACAAACGUGAGAUAUUAUCGCGUACUUACCUUGUUUCGAUCCAAAAACUCCAUGUAGCAUGUAUCACUGAGUGUCAAGACACAGCUGUGAAUGGCCACAGCUGGAUUAUUUUUGGGAUUUUAUAUAACAAGGGUCGCGAUGCAGAAAUCGCAGCCAUCGAGUGGUUGAGAUUUUCUUUUUCAUAUAUUUACCCUAUUAAACGUUUUUUUCCCCAAAUUUUUCUUUGUUUGGAUCGAUUAUUUAUCAUCUAACAUAUCGGAGAAAAUGCGACAGUAACAAAAAAAAAAAAAUUAAAAAAAAAUACAGUUAAGCGAUAGUUAUGAGGUAGAUAUCUGUGACUUUUUUACAGACGCCAUUUUUUUCAUUGUGACAUAAUUUUUUUAAAAGUUUAAAAUAUGCGAGUGAAUAAUUUUUUAAAGUCGUUUUUUUUUUUUUUUUUAAACAAAAUGUGAAACAUCAAUUAAUGAUUCUAAGCUAAAAACGACAGACAUUUUGAAUAAUAAAAAUAAUUAAUUACCUUCGUUUUAUGGCUGGGUUGAAACAAAAGCGGUUGCGCGACGUCUGUAAACGGGAGUUUUCAGGGUAAAACGGACAAAUUAAAAAUAGUUCGGGGGCUUAAUGCCCCAUGAAUCUGCUAUGGCAGCAUAUAGACAUAUUGUUCUAUCAAACAACAACAGUUGUUUUGGCUUAAAAUACUGCAGUUUCUUUUAAAGAGGAGUGCAAGAGCAGAAACUGCUUUUUCCGUCUUGUCUGUGUUUUCCGCCAUAUAUAUAUAUAUACAUAUACAUAUAUUAGGGCUGUCAAAUGAUUAACAUUUUUAAGUGAGUUAAUUACAGCUUAAAAAUUAAUCGUAAUUAAUCGCAAUUCAAACCAUCUAUGAAAUAUGCCAUAUUUUUCUGUAAAUUAUUGUUGGAAUGGAAAGAUAAGACACAAGAUGGAUCUAUACAUGCAACAUACGGUAUAUAAGUACUGUAUUUGUUUAUUAUAACAAUAAAUCAACAAGAUGGCAAUAACAUUAUUAACAUUCUGUUAAAGCGAUCCAUGGAUAGAAAGACUUGUGUUUCUCAAAAGAUAAAUGUUAGUACAAGUUAUGGAAAUUUCAUAUUAAAACCCCUCUUAAUGUUUUCGUUUUGAUAAAAUUUGUAAAAUUUUCAAUCAAAAAAUAAACUAGUAGCCCGUCAUUGUUGAUAUCAAUAAUUACACAAUGCUCAUGGGUGCUGAAGCACAUAAAAUCAGUCGCACCCAAGCGCCAGCAGAGGGCGACAAAACUCCAAAAAACACAAGUAACAAGUGGACAUUGCACUAUACUGUCAUUUUAAUCUGCUUGAGCGGUGCAUGUGCGUUAAUUGCGUCAAAUAUUUUAACGUGAUUAAUUUAAAAAAUUAAUUACCGCCCGUUAACGCGAUAAUUUUGACAGCCCUAAUAUAUAUACAGUAUAUAUAUAUAUAUAUAUAUAUAUAUAUAUAUAUAUAUAUAUAUAUAUAUAUAUAAUUUGCCAUAUAAAGGGUUAAAUUUUACACCAAUUGGACAAAACCAAUCCAAUUGAUGACUGUCCAUGUCUUUUAAUGAAUGGUUUCUUGAGGAACUCAUGUGUAACAGAGACACUGCCAGCCAUCCCAAUUCAAAUGGUUUGAACAUCUAUUGCUGUCAAUGUGACCCAAUGGGUUUAAAGGUAGGGUAGUGAGCACAUCAAGAAUUAAGAGGCCAAGCCUGAAAUCAAUCAAAAGGCCUUCCUUCUCACUCCCUUCAGCUGUAUUCUUUAGUUAGAAAAUUGUAUACCUUGUAGGGUUUAAGUCUGGAGUUGAUUUGAACCAGCAUUCAACCUUCAACUUUUUGCUGCUAAAUAAAGGAACACUAGGUAACUUUUUAGUUUUAGUUGAUUUUAGCGUCGCCGGUGGACAAACGGAGUAGUGUUUUGCCUCAAGGAAGACCGCGUUACCCAUGAGGAUCAGCGCACAGAGUCGUAAAAGCAUCAUCUUCCAGUCGCCUACAGAUGGAUUAAACGACAUUUUAUGUUUCUACCGGCUGCGUGAAGAAUAAUAAUGAGGUAAUGAAUUCAGUUUUGGCUAAACAAGAGCAUAUGACGAUAAUGAAAAUAACAAAUGUUUGAUUUUGUAACGUAUUCCCCCACCGGCCCUCUGCCCUCUUCCCCACCUGACAGCGGUGACAUGUUCGGUUGAAGGCAGGGAGGGCGGGGGGUGGGGGGGUGGGGGGUGUCACGCCAGCAAGUGAAAGCCGGGCCAAUGUUUAUUAUUGAGUGUCGUUUUAUCCUGGGAGCCUCCCUUUUUCUUUUUUCUCCUUGGACAAAACUUUUUGUCUUUUUGUCUCAAAUCUUUUGUUGCUCUGCCAUCUUUGUAGAAUUCGCGCGAAAUCGUCCGCAUCAACUUAUGAAUAACGAAUGAGGAAAGGGGGAAGUGACUGACGUAUGCUGUCAAACAAUAGCCACGUUUUUAGUUCUUUAAAUUAAGUUAAUUAGUGCCGGUGAAAGUGAUAUAGAACCCCUCAAGAUAUAAAAGAGGUGUCAUCCAACUAGUUCUCAGUCAACAAAUCAUCACAAAUGUAAUUUUUGCAAAGGUUGAAAAGUUACCUAGUGUUACUUUAAGCAGAACACAGACACAAAACAAUGAAAAGCAAAACAUUGAAUUGAAGCAAAAAGUGUGACACAAGAAAUUUUAACCCGGUCACCGCCCUUUACGGCAAUAGACGUCCAUUUAUUUGAACAGGGAAGGCUAGCAGCUAUAAUUUGUCAAAGGCAGUCAAUGAGUUUAAUACCUGUAAAUGUGGAAGCACCCCUUCCCUAAGUUGAACUGUAGUAAUCCAACUAUCAACGAUCACAAAGGCUUACGCUGCAUAGUUCUGAAAUUAAACACAUGGAGAAUGUACCAACCCAAAGUUGGAGAUUCAGCUUUUUGGUGGAGGGGUGGUGGUGGUUGGGGUUAGUGGUCGCCGCACCUUGUCCCUGUGCGCCCACUUUGCUGCAUUGUUCCCUUGUUAAAGGUGAAGCCUUAUUUAUCUAAUGCACUAAAUAUAAGGAUGCCACGCUGACCCCUGCCCUACCUCUGUUCAUGUCACAUGAUCACAAAUACACACACACCAUUUUCAUUUCAUGAUUAUAAAAGGCUUCGAAAUGGGCAGUAACAUGCCCCACCUUUGUACCUUAAUCACCUCUCAAGUCAGCCAAAGGCAGUUGCAGCUCAGCCAAAAUCACCAUCACAGAUUCAGGUGCCACCCAGCAUGAGAUGAUGGAUUGUACUAAAAUGGUAUUGGUGUGUGUUGAUGUGUGUGUGUGUCACUGAUUAUUCACUGCUAACCCUCCUACUUCAAAUGAUUUAACCUUUAUCACCGCCAAUGCCAGCAAAUGAGUUAAUGAAGCACAGGUACAUGUAGGCCACCCCCAGGAAUCAGCGAUGGACAUGACAUGAUUCCAUGAAGAACAAUUAAUCCUGAAUUCUGCAGUUUGAGAGUGGUUGUUCAGUGACCAUUAAAAAGCAACCUACAAUAAUAUCAUUAUUGUAUUCAUUUGCUUUAUAAGAAUUCAUUCAUUCAUUCAUUUUCCAUGCCGCUUAUUCCUCACGAGGGUCGCGGAGGUGCUGGAGCCUAUCCCAGCUAACAUCGGGCAGUAGGCAGGGGACACCCUGAAUUGGUUGCCAGCCAAUCGCAGGGCACAAGGAGACACACAACCAUUCACACACACACUCACACCUAUGGACAAUUUAGAGUGUUCAAUCAGCCUACCAUGCAUGUUUUUGGGAUGUGGGAGGAAACCGGAGUUCCCGGAGGAAACCCACGCAGGCACGGGGAGAACAUGCAAACUCCACACAGGAAGGCCGAAGCCCGGGAUUGAACCCUUGAUCUCAGAACUGUGAGGCAGACGUGCUAACCACUCAGCCACCGUGCCCUUUAUAAGAAUUUUCUUAUUAAAUUAUUUGCUAUACCAAAAUGCUGCGAAACAAUGUGAUUUAAAAAUUGAUGAACAUCAAUAUUGCCUUUGCAAUACUUGGGCAGAUUUAUUUGAUUUACAUAUUAAGUGUGAAACGGUAGGUUUGAAACAGAAGUGAUAUGAAGGAAGUUUAAACAAAGUCACAGACUUCAUAACCUAUUGACAUGACACGGGAAACUGGGCCGAUCCGUAGGGGGCCUAUUUUCAAAAACUUCAAAUUCAAAUAUUUUCAAAACCAAAGCUGCUACCGACCUAAAACCAAAACAGGCACCUACAUUAACCAGUCUCCAUGAGCAGCGGCAUCGAAAAAUUCAAAGUCGUUGCCUAAUAAAAUCCCGAUAAAUUAUUUUUUUAUAAGUAUAACAAAACUUAAAAUGUCUAUAAAAUUAGAACUAGAUGCACAAAAAAUCACCAAAUGCAAAACUCACUUCCUCGGCUUUACAAUCCAGUAGCAAUUUAAUUUUGUUAUGUUUUCGGUUUAAUUUAGCUAUGUCCAGUUUGCUAUGCUGAUAAAUGCGAUGUCUCUGAAGAAAGAGGUAGUGACGAUCGACCCGCCAUGAUAUUUACGUCAUCAGCCAACGCUUGCUUUCACAUACGCCUCGUCUGCGGAAAGUCCUAGACAGUAUACUAAGACCUGUUAAAUUUUCGCGUAAUCUCCGUGUCAGUCGACCCAAGAAAUUUCCCUGCCCGUUUCAAUCCCGGGAUUUUAACGAUGUUUAGAGGUAUGUGAAAGGGGCUAAAGAGAGAUCAACUGAUGUUUGUCUGCAUCUGUUGUAAAUUCUGUGUGAGGCAACAGAAUUUAAAAUAAAUAAAUAAAUAAAUAAAAUUAAAUUAAAAAGUGGUCUUCUUGUCAUUCUAUAACAAGCAGGGCAAACAGCAGCUGGUGUUUUCCCAUGACGUAGCGACAGAGAAGAACCAUACAGGUAAAAUGAAGUGUUCUUUACAUUGCCGAAUAUUCCGCAGACUGUUUUGAUCUUCACAGAAGGCGAUCGAAUCUGCAGUAAAGUCCCCUAUCGCAAAAUCACUGUUUACUCGGGGAACUAUACAAAAACACAAGUGCCAAAACAAAACACAGCCACACAUGCAAACACAAAAACACAAAGGUAACACACAUACAAAAACUAGGGCUGUCAAAUUUAUCGCGUUAAUGGGCGGUAAUUAUUUUUUUAAAUUAAUCACUUUAAAAUAUUUAACGCAUUUAAUGCAUACAUUGCCGCGAACAGACUACAAUGGCGUCAUUUUAUGUAUAUUGAGAGCUAAGGUAGAGGUAGAGUAUGGUAGAGAUAAGUGAGCGGAAUGGACACAGGCAUUCAUUGGGGCCACGCUAUUUUUUGGCAUAAGCUUUGGCAUCUCUUCCACAACAAUUCUAACUAUUGUGGUGAGCGACGUGGGGAAGAAUGACAGGAGAUAAUCUUUUUCUCAACACCCUGUAUUGAACACAACGCAGAGAAGAUAUUCCAUUUGCAGCCACCACUGACAGUCAUGGUUGCCCAACUUCCCAUCAUGCAUUUGGGCGAAACAUUAAGUCACUACAGUAUCAUUUACUGAAAGCACAACAAAAAUAAUAUUCCUAUCUCUCCCAAAAAAAUGUUCACAAAAAGAAAAGCGCUCAAUGCAAAGAGAACUGGCAUUCCCAAUCAAAAUAGCUAUGCAAAAUAAUACUCACUUUGGUCAAACUCUAUUCAAACAUUUUGUUUAGCUCAACAAAUACAUGGCAAUAUUUAGUCACAAUAUACAAACUAUCAGAGGUCUCGUACGUUGUGAAGUCAACACUCAAAUGAACGAAGGUACAAUGAACCCGGAAACUACGGCGUCAGUCGAGGGAAAAACUUGGCUAUAUCUCUAAUGAAUUUAAAACCCGCCCUUGACACCUUGUUGUGUAUUUCAAUCACUACCUUCCACAAUGGCGAGCUAUUAGUUUAUUUUUUUUAUGAAAAUUUUACAAAUUUUAUUAAAACGAAAACAUACAGAGGGGUUUUAAUAUAAAAUUACUAUAACUUGUACUCACAUUUAUCUUUUCAGAAUUACAAGUCUUUCUAUCUUUGGAUCCCUUUCACAGAAAGAAUGUUAAAAAUGUUAUUGCCAUCUUGUGGAUUUAUUGUUAUAAAAAAACAGACACAAUGCUUAUGUACAGUAUGUUGAAUGUAUAUAUCCUUCUUGUCUAUCUUUCCAUUCCAACUAUAAUUUACUGAAAAAUAUGGCAUAUUUUAGAGAUGGUUUGAAUUGCGAUUAAUUCCGAUUAAUUAAUUCUUAAGCUGUAAUUAACUCGAUUAAACAUUUUAUUUGUUUGACAGCCCUAACAAAAACAUGAAAAUAAAAGAGGUAGCAAACAUACAAAACCACAAAUACAAAAACCUUCCUUCCGCGCACGAACGAAACACUUGAAUCAUUUGUGGAGAAUUCCUGACAAAAUCCGUUUGAACUGCGAUUUGCAUCCGAACUAAAAUGGCCGGCAUUGGAAUAAUCAGGUUUCAAUGUCAUUGACGGCGAUAAACGUCCAAUACAUCUGAACUGGGAGGGACUGGCAGUAAUCAUUCCAUAAUUGAUUGACCGUUUAUUGCUGUCGCUGUCAGCCAAUGAGGUAACACCACCCUGUGAUCCCUGCGUAUUGAUGCGAAUUUGAAAAUCCUGCAGAAAACCUGAUGUUCUAAAUUAGACUGUUAAAAUGUGAACUAAAAGGCUCAGAUUAGAAUAGAACUUGACAGCCCUAACAAACGCAUACAAUUAUGCAAGCAUUCAGCAACAAUCAAUGCUAAUUGAUUGAACAAUUUUGUUGUCGUAAACAAAUUGUUCCCACUUCCUAGUUCAAGUUCCAUUGUGGCACUACAUGUAGCUAAAAUUAAACUGUUAAACUUUAAAAUCAAAUAAUAAAAAAAAAAAAGCACAUAGCAAGUAUUUUUCUACCGCAGCUACCAUAAGGAGGACUGCAAGUCUACGUAUUUUUACCAACAGUAGAAUGAUUGAGUUCAUUUAUAUAGAAGAAAAAAACAACCUCCAUAGUAUAGAAGGCAGAUGAGAAAAAGGACAGACAUGCAGAGAAUAUUUUAAUAUAAUUCCACCACAAAGAAUAAUGUCUCAUCCCACCCACCACACAUGUUCUUCCUGUGCUCGUGUGUUAUUUGGCUUCUCUUGCAGUAUACUCGAUAUUCCUUUUUCUCUACUCUGUUGUUUUUGUAAAAUGUCUGUGUUUUUAAACUGAUUCUUCUUUAUUGUGUGCGUGUGCGAGUUGUUCACUUGCUCUCGGGUGCACUUUUUGCUGCUGAGUUGUACUGUUGUUGUUUUCACGCAACAAUCAACGUUAUUUAUUGCAAAUACAAAAGAAAGAAAAAAAGUUAUGGUCUGGCUUUAUGUCUUAAAUCCAAUUGUUUAUUCGGGAUUUUUAAGCACAGGUAAUAUUAAAGAUAUAC